Molecule: messenger RNA, 3063 nt
Organism: Eutrema salsugineum
Lineage: Eukaryota; Viridiplantae; Streptophyta; Magnoliopsida; Brassicales; Brassicaceae
Product: pentatricopeptide repeat-containing protein At1g30610, chloroplastic
Exons: 9
Coding region: 100-3006 (968 amino acids)
Biological process (GO): chloroplast organization
Cellular component (GO): chloroplast
Molecular function (GO): protein binding
Source: RefSeq, a predicted model, not a curated record
CCGAUAGGGUUCAACGACGAUUGAAUUCUGAUAAUGUCGAAGCUUUUGAGUAGCGUAAAGAAAUCAUUAGAGCUUUAGUGAAAGAAGAUUCAAACAAAAAUGGCGGUGAUGAUUUCAACAAAUCCCUUCGUUAACGCCUCGUAUUUAGACGAUGGCCGGAAAUUUUGCUGGGAUUCACGCCGGAAGCCGGUCUUUCCUCAAGCGUGCUUGAACUGCCGGCGAUUCGUUCAUCGGUCGAGGAAAUCGAAGAAAAAUGUAAUAUUCUGUUUGAAUUUGAACGCGAAGGAGGUCGGUUUGCAAACAUCGGGUGAUGGAGGUUUUGAAUUCAAGCCCAAUUUUGAUCAGUACCUGCAAAUCAUGGAAUCGGUUAAAACAGCGCGUAAGAAGAAGAAAUUCGACAGGUUGAUCGAAGAUAAAGUCGAGGAUGAUGGUGGCGGAGGUGGAAAUGGUGAUUCGGAAGUGAGAAAUGGGGUUUCAGGUAGACGAUUAGAGCUGAGAAGAGAUGUUGAAGAUGUGAAGACUAAGAGUGGUGAGCCAAAAGAUGAAGGGUUCAGGAGGAGAUACUCGAGGCAGGAGAUGGUGAGCACCGAUAAACGUAAUGAGAGAGGAUUCAAGAGCAAUGAGGAAAAUGGAAUUCAGAGGAUAACCAAAGAUGUGAAAUGGAGUAAGAGCGGUGAAUCUUAUUCAGUGACUGCGCAAGAAGAUGAGAGCUUCAGGAGAAGGUACUUGAAGCAGGAGAUGGUAAGCGGCGAUAAACGUAAUGAUAGAGGUUUUAAGAGGAAUGAAGAAAUUGGAAUUCAGAGGAUAACCAAAGAUGUGAAAUGGAGUAAGAGUGGUCUAUCUUCUUCAGUGACUGCGCCAGAAGAUGAGAGCUUUAGGAGAAGGUACGUGAAACAGGAGAUAGUGAGGCAUCACCGUUCCUCUGAUACAUCGAGAGGGAACGAGGGGAUCAUCAAAGGAGAUGAAUUGGGGCUCGUUGUUGAAGAAAGGAGAAGUAUAACCAAAGAUGGAAGAUGGAGUAAGAGUGGUGAAACUUCAGUGAUUGCACCAGAAGAUGAGAGCUUCAGGAGACAGUACUCGAAGCAGGAGAUGGUUAAGUAUCAGCGUUCCCCUGAUGUAUCGAAAGAGAUUCGUAGAAGUUCCAAAGGAGAUGGACUGGAUCUCCUUGCUGAAGAAAGGAGAAUUGAGAGACUAGCCAACGAGAGGCAUGAUUUCAGAAGUAGCAAAUUGAGUCAAAUCAGGAGAACGGGUGCUGCUAAGAAAUAUGAUGAAGAUGAUGAUAGCUUGUUUGACAUGGAAAGUCCUGCCUUUAGGUUUUCCGAUGAGUCCAGUGAUAUAGUGGACAAGCCAGCUACUUCGCGAGUCGAAAUGGAAGACAGAAUCGAGAAGUUAGCAAAAGUGUUGAAUGGUGCAGACAUCAAUAUGCCUGAGUGGCUGUUUUCCAAGGCGAUCCGGAGUGCAAAAAUCAGAUAUACGGAUUACACUAUAAUGAGACUGAUCCACUUUCUAGGGAAACUUGGAAACUGGAGACGAGUUCUUCAAGUCAUCGAGUGGCUUCAAAGGCAAGACCGUUACAAAUCAAACAAGAUAAGAAUCAUCUAUACAACUGCACUAAAUGUGCUUGGUAAGUCAAGGAGGCCUGUGGAAGCUCUCAAUGUAUUCCAGGCAAUGCUGUUACAAAUCUCAUCAUAUCCGGAUAUGGUAGCAUACCGUUCAAUUGCAGUCACGCUUGGACAAGCUGGGCAUAUCAAGGAACUCUUUCAUGUGAUUGACACUCUGCGAUCUCCACCUAAAAAGAAGUUCAAGCCAACGACACUUCAAAAAUGGGAUCCCCGGCUUGAACCUGACGUUGUUGUUUACAAUGCGGUACUCAACGCAUGCGUUCAACGGAAGCAGUGGGAAGGAGCAUUCUGGGUUUUGCAACAGUUGAAGCAAAGAGGGCAAAAACCUUCUCCUGUCACCUAUGGCCUCGUCAUGGAGGUGAUGCUUGCGUGUGAGAAAUACAAUUUAGUUCAUGAAUUCUUCAGGAAGAUGCAGAAAUCCUCUAUCCCUAAUGCUCUAGCAUAUAGAGUUCUUGUUAAUACUCUGUGGAAAGAAGGUAAAACAGAUGAGGCCAUACAGACGGUUGAGGAUAUGGAAAGCCGUGGCAUUGUUGGAUCAGCUGCUCUUUACUACGACCUCGCUCGUUGUCUAUGUAGCGCAGGAAGGUGUAAUGAAGGGCUUAAUAUGAUUAAGAAGAUAUGCAGAGUUGCAAACAAGCCUCUCGUGGUGACAUACACUGGCCUGAUCCAAGCAUGCCUUGACUCAGGAAACAUCAAGAACGCAGCUUACAUCUUCGAUCAGAUGAAGGAGGUCUGCAAUCCGAACCUAGUCACUUGCAAUAUAAUGCUUAAAGCUUAUCUACAAGGUGGUUUGUUCGAAGAAGCAAGAGAACUUUUCCAGAAGAUGUCGGAAGAUGGAAACCAUAUAAAAAGCAGCUCGGAUUUCGAAUCAAGAGUAUUGCCAGACACUUACACGUUCAACACGAUGCUAGACUCCUGCGCUGAACAUAAAAAGUGGGAUGAUUUCGGUUAUGCUUAUUUGGAGAUGUUGCGUCACGGAUACCAUUUCAAUGCGAAACGCCAUCUCAAAAUGGUACUUGAAGCUAGCAGAGCAGGAAAGGAAGAAGUGAUGGAAGCGACAUGGGAACACCUACGGCGGAGUAAGAGGAUUCCGCCGUCGCCUCUAAUCAAAGAAAGAUUCUGCAGGAAACUCGAGAAAGGCGAUUAUGUUUUAGCGAUAUCUUCUCUUGCUGAUCUUAAUGGCAAAGACAUCGAAGAGACAGAGUUACGGGCAUUUUCAACGACCGCGUGGUCCAAGGUCUUGUCUCGGUUUGAGAAAGAUUCAGUUUUGAGGUUGAUGGACGAUGUGAACAGACGUGUGGGUUCGAGAAGUGAGUCUUCGGUUUUGGGGAAUCUAUUGAGUUCUUGUAAAGAGUUUCUGAAGAACAGAACACAAGUGGUGUAAGUUAUUUGCGAAUCUAAUGUUAAAAGAAAAGGCAUGUGAUGUUGUGAUUUCCUUAAA